AUGAGCUCAGCUUAUAAUUUGGUCAACAGUAGUAAAUUAAAACUUAAAGGAGCAUCAGGGAAACAUAAAAAGAAAAAGCGAAAAAUGCAUCAAAAAUCAUCAGCUGUUAGUGAUAAUACCAAAGAAACCUUGGAUACCGUGGGCAAAUGGUGGGCUGUUCAAAAGCUAGAACAGAUUAAGGGUUGUGUUUCUAUAGAAAUGAAAGAUCAACGUUAUUUAUUUGCAAUGGAUAAUGGUUCGUUUAAACUUGGAGAUCCACGUCCUAGUGGACCUGUGGCAGAGGAAGUAUUUACAGCCGUCAAUCUAAGUGAGAGAAGGAUUGCCUUAAAGUCUGGAUAUGGAAAGUAUGUAUCUGUUAGAAAAGAAGGUAAUAUCGUAGGACGUGCUGACGCGAUUGGACCACUAGAACACCUUGAACCUGUAAUAGAUGGCACCAAAUGUGGCCUGCAGGCCUUUAAUGAAAACUUUCUCGGUGUUCAUGAGGACGAUAUGAUCGCAGCAUUAAACAGAACUAUCGGAGAUGCUGAAAAUCUCAAGAUUAGAACAAAUACAGAAAGGGAAACUGGAGUUAAGAAAGCCAAACAGGAUGAAAGUUUAGGAGGCGUUGUAAACUGUGAACUUAAUUAUGUGAAAAUGUAUCAGAGUUUUGGCGAUCACAAAUUACGGUUAAAUACGGAUAAUCCUGGCACACUAAAAAAAGCUAGAAAGACGGGCAGUUUUCAUGAAGAGCUGCUUGACAGGAGAGAAAAGAUGAAAGCAGACAGAUACUGCAAAUAA
Trichoplax adhaerens is the source of this 777-nucleotide messenger RNA. RefSeq lists its product as uncharacterized. The coding region runs from base 1 to 777 and encodes 258 amino acids. The record is from RefSeq and is a predicted model, not a curated record. Gene Ontology annotation, cellular component: catalytic step 2 spliceosome; nucleolus; striated muscle dense body. Gene Ontology annotation, molecular function: actin filament binding. The transcript is spliced from 10 exons. NCBI's taxonomy places the organism in Eukaryota, Metazoa, Placozoa, Uniplacotomia, Trichoplacea, Trichoplacidae.